AUCGGAGCAGGGAGGUCCGGUUCCUCUUAAGCGUUCUUCCGGCUUACAUGUUGGAAAAAAGAAAAGGCGAAUGGAAAAAAAUAUAAUCAAAAAAACGACCAUUGCUUAGUAACUCCACUAUACGGUCAUAAAUAUUUGCAAUGAGUUCCCAGCAAUUUCCACGACACGGGUUGCCUGCUUCCAGUGGGGGAACACCUCAGAUCCCUGCAGGUGGAAAUCUGGUUUCUGUCAGUCAGCCGUCAAACCCACCAGCUGGUGCAGAUGCAGACAGCAGUCGAGAUGCUGAACAUGGACAGCAGGAUCAUCCUCCCGCUGGGACUGGUGCAAACUUGGCAUUCAGAGAUGACAAACAGGAGACCAUGGUGGUUAGACCUUAUCCUCAAGUACAGACUCACGGUCAACCACAAGCUGCUCCCCAGCCUGUGCCUCUCCAGCCUGGCAUACCUGUGACUGUACCUGCCCCCUCUGUUCACCUAGCACAGGCCCAGUCUGCAGUCCUCACUGAGGGACAGAUGAAGGCUGUUCUGAAAUCACCUAUGCCAAGUCGUCUUAUUGCCCCAGCACCAGCCUCCAACCAGGCUCAUAUCCCCAAGGUGCCUGGACACAUUACUGUCACCAUAGAGAGCAGUAUUGCUACAACACCAUCUAUACCAGUGGCAACCAUUAGUGGUCAGCAGGGCCACUCCAGCAACUUACACCACCUGAUGCCAGCUAACAUUCAGAUCAUUAGGGGGAGUGCACCUGCACUGCAAAUAGGAGCCCCUACAGUCCCUCCCCAGACCUUCACAUCCCAUUUACCACGAGGGGCUGCUGCAGCUGCUGUUAUGUCCAGCUCCAAAACUGUCCUGCGGCCAGCUACUGGAGCAAGUGCAGGCCCUGGUCAACCUACAGUACAGCACAUCAUCCACCAAACUAUUCAGUCCCGUCCUGCUGUAACAACUUCUACAGCUGUGCUUCCAACUGUAGUGGCUCCCAUUACAGCAACUAGAACUCAGUCCCCUGUUAUCAGUCCUACUGUUACACACUCUACAGAGGUGGCUCAUGGGCGUCCAGGCCUGACCAUUCACCCCCCACCGGCUGCAGUCAGUAUUCAGAGGCCUCAGACGUCUCGUGACACCGCCACACGGAUCACACUGCCAUCACACCCUGCAAUUGGGGCUCCAAAGCCUCAGCCUCAGCACACUAUGACACAGAAGUCUAUUUUUAGUACUGUGACACCAGUAGCUGCAGCAACUGUGGCACCAAUUGUUGCCACAAACACUGUGCCAUCAACCACCACAAUAGGCACUGUGCCACAUACCCAAAUGACCAGUAGCACUAUUGUCACCAUGACAAUGGCAUCACACUCCUCCCACGCUACAGCAGUGACCACUUCUGCCAUCCCUGUCGCUAAAGUGGUCCCUCAGCCAAUUGCCCAUUCUUCGUCCCGUGUGCAGCCUGACUACCCUGGAGAGAGAGCAAACCUUAUUCCCAUCUCAGGCCAUCGGUCAUCACCAAACCCAGUCACAAUGGAAGCAAGAAGUGACAAUAGGCCUCCUGUUCCGGUGCAAUUCCAGUAUUUCCUGCCGGCUUACUCCUCAUCUUACCCUCUGACACACACCUACACCCCCAUAAGCAGCUCUGUGUCUACAAUCCGUCAAUAUCCUGUUACUCCUCAAGCUCCUAGUUCAGCGCUGCCCACUCAACCAGGAGUUGGUGUUGCCACCACUGUCCAUCUGAACCACAUGCAGCUCAUGGCAGUGGAUCGCAUCGGGCUGCCCCCUGCACAAAUCAGCACCCAAGGGAUACAGCCAGCUCCAAUUGCUGCACAGGGCAUUCAGCCUGCCCCCAUAGGAGUGCAGGGUCUGCACACAUCUGCAUCAAUCACCACUCAAGGAAUACAGCAGACACCAAAUGUCACUCAGCAGCAGCAACAACAACCACAGUCUGAGGCAAAACCUGGGGUUGUUUUGGCCGAUGGGUUUGUAGCUAGCCCUAUCAGCAGUACAUUCAGCACCACCCAGCCAGUAGCCACCAUGGUGCAGGCACACAACCAGGGAGGAGUAGGAGGAGCUCCCACCUUGGUCUCCUCUCCUAGACCCAGCAUCCUCCGCAAGAAACCCACUGCUGAAGGUUGUGUUCGUAAAAACCUGAUCCCCACUCAGCCCAGUGAACCCACUAGUGGCAGAAUUGAGGGCGGUGUGAGAGGAGCAGGAUCUCCCCGACCUGCAGGUGUGAAACCCAAAGCGGAGGUGCACAUGGCGGUGGCCCCUCCUGUCAUGGCUGCAGUCGAAGCACUGCCUUCUCAGGGCGGGGAGCAGCAGGCUGUGUCCACAAAUGCCCAACACCUCAGCCAGGCCAUCCCCACGAUGCUGGCCACCCCCGGGCCCGUACCCCCCUCCCAGCCCUCCACCAUCCUCUCAGCUCUGCCGGCAGCGAUGGCCGUAACUCCCCCUGUUCCAGCUUCAAUGGCGAACACUGUGGCCUCUCCCACUCAGCCUGCAGCCAGUAGCACGGCGGCGUGUGCUGCCAGCUCCACCUGCCCAGAUGUGAAGAUCAAGCAGGAGGUGGAGACAAUGGACACGUCCCAGCCAGAUACCAAUGCGAGUAUGUCAUCAGCCCCAGCGCUCACCACUCAGGCAGCCACCCUGAACACCCCAGCCACAGGAGAUCUGAUCCCAGGGGCCUCCCCGAGGAAGAAGCCCCGGAAGCAGCAGCACAUUAUAUCUACAGAGGAGAGUGAGAUGGUGGAGACCAACAGCACAGAUGAAGAGAAGGCCCCGGGCAGGCCCAUCACUGGCCGGGCCGAGAGGCGUGAGUCUCCACCGAGAGAAUACGUCGAUGAAGAAGGAGUGCGUUAUGUGCCAGUCAGGCCUCGGCCACCAGUUACUCUUUUACGUCACUAUCGUAACCCCUGGAAGGCCGCUUAUCACCACUUCCAGAGGUACAGCGACAUCCGGGUCAAAGAGGAGAAGAAAGGCACCUUACAGGAUAUGGCCAAUCAGAGAGGAGUAGCAUGUAGAGCACAAGGAUGGAAAAUUCACCUGUGUGCUGCUCAGCUCAGACAGUUGUCAAGUUUGGAGCAUGAUGUGUACAGCCGCCUCUCCACCCUCCAAGAAGGCCUGAUUCCAAAGAAGAGAGCAGGGGCCGAUGAUGACCUUCACAGAAUCAACGAGCUCAUACAGGGUAACAUGCAGCGCUGUAAGCUGGUGAUGGAUCAGGUGACCGAGGCCAGAGACACCAUGAUGAAAGUGCUCGACCACAAAGAGAAAGUCCUGAAGCUGCUCAACAAGAACGGCACCGUCAAGAAGUCGUCCAAACUGAAGCGCAAAGAACGGGCGUGAAGUCAACCCCUCUCCCCUCUCGCCGCCACUGUCCCCUCUGAAGGUGGGGGAAGGAGCUGCUCAGAAUCUGGUGCUAUGAUUUGCUGUAUACAAUCACAGGCACCCUCCUUAUCUGCCUGAGAGCGGACAGACCCACGUGACAGCAGGACAUGGAAAGAUCUCAGACAGCAAAAAGCCCAUCAGGAAUAGGUUCUCAUUCAAGACAUGACACGCAUAUUGAGCGUGGAGCAUUGUAGAUGGCAUUAACGUGGCAGCCGAUCUCACCACUGCUCCCCCCUCCUCUCAUUUGUUAACUUUUGAAGAUUCCAAGAGACCAUUUUUACUCAUUUAGUUUCUGCCUUUUCUUUAAAGACUUUUCGAAAAGUCAAAAAAUGUGUAUAUGUGAAAUUUGGUUCCAUAAGCAGGUGCAGAAAACUCUGCCGCCCAUUUUGUCCUCUAAGUGAGACAAGUAUUUUAGUUAUGACCCAAGAGUUAUCAGAAGGGGAAAAAUAAAAAAUAAUAUACAAUUAGUCCUUUAGCGAACUGUGUGUAUUCAGACUAAUUUCAGUCACACAUGUGCUCUUCUCAUCAAUAUGUGCCUUCAUUUUGUUUGUGUACAUGAAAAGCAUCACAAAGAAAAGGGUCAGGUCAAUUUCUCCGCUUCCCCUUUUUUUCUCCUGCACCUGCAUUGUCUAAGUUUGUUCAUUUGGAAUGGGUAAUCGAUUACCUAUCAGCCACGUGUUUAGGUGUAAUCUUAAAUAUUACAGAGACUUUAGAGGAUUGAGAUUAAAAAAAAAAAAGGAAAACCUAUAUGUGGCACAGCCGAUGGAUGACUGAAGAAGAAAAAAAUGCUCGUAAAGAAAAACUAGUGUCC
Molecule: messenger RNA, 4176 nt
Organism: Sphaeramia orbicularis (orbiculate cardinalfish)
Lineage: Eukaryota; Metazoa; Chordata; Actinopteri; Kurtiformes; Apogonidae
Gene: sap130a
Product: Sin3A-associated protein a
Exons: 21
Coding region: 141-3323 (1060 amino acids)
Biological process (GO): negative regulation of transcription by RNA polymerase II
Cellular component (GO): Sin3-type complex
Source: RefSeq, a predicted model, not a curated record